AUGAUGGUAGUUUCGGUGUUUGGUUGGUCUUUGGAAGUGUUGUUACCGAAGGCGGGAGUAGGAGAGACGGUAGUCGUCGUCGUCGUCGUCGUCGUCGCGGACGUUGUUCAUAUCGACGACGUCGAUUGCGGCGGCGGAGCAUCAGUUGCAAGGAAGAUGGUCGUUGUGGUGGUUGUCGUAAAGGUGAGGAUGGGGCCGUUUUUGAAGGCAGCAGGUGAAUUCGCCUGGUCGUUGUUGCAUGAGUGUUGUCGAGAAUUCAUUGCAAGCAACAUCCCCUCCAUCGACUGCGCCAUCUGUUUCGAUGCGUUUCAGCGCGAAGAAGACGUCUACCGUUCGCGGUGUGAUCAUUUCUUCCACAAGGAAUGCAUUUUUACCUACCAUAUGAACUUGACUGAGGAAUAUUCUCGCGAUUUGGCGGAAAUUUUGUCCAAAAAUCCCCACUGUCCGCUGGAUUUCCGACCAAAAUUGAAAUUCCCCUGUCCGCUGUGCAAAACAAACCUGCCACAGGUCGUCCGUAUUUAG
Messenger RNA from Dibothriocephalus latus, 522 nucleotides. Lineage: Eukaryota; Metazoa; Platyhelminthes; Cestoda; Diphyllobothriidea; Diphyllobothriidae. The record is from the annotation of a GenBank genome assembly.